ACCUGAUCCGCGGCAUGGGAACCCCCAUCCAGCAGCCAUCCGGUGUGCAUGCAGAGCCUCGCAGCCCACCCAGCCUUGUCAGCCUCAAUUUCCCCAACCGUUCCAUCUCGGCCGACUUCAGCUUCAACUUCACCCGCUAAAGUACCGAGACCCAUGUACCCGUCCACCCCCAGACCCAACCCACACCGCCGACCGAACCCAACCCAACACACCCCGAGCGCAUCCCAUAUGAGACGGUGAAAACGCUCCGACCUGCCUACCUAUCCGACGACCAAUCCCCUCGAACCCUCUCCCUCCCGAUCCCCAAAAUAACAUAUAGAAUUUGACUUCAAGAGAGCAACGACCAUGGCGGACAGAAUCGGCGGCUUGACGCCGACCACCGUGCUGCUGUCCACCAGCAUCGUGGCCUUCCUGUCGGGGUUCAUGCUGGGCAUCUACUCGAUCCGGGGGUACCUGCUGGUCUCGCCGGCGCUCGAGUCGGAGCGCCGCGGCCACCUCGAGGACCCGGUCGAGAGCGACGAGUCCGACGUCGACGUCGACGACACGCCCCUCGACCACGCCCCCAACUGGGCCAACGGCGUCGACGCCGACCUCCGCGACGGCCUCCGCGCGCGCCCGCCCAAGGCGCCCAAGAAAAAGAAGAAGCCCAAGAAGGAGACCCAGACCAGCGCCCCCGCUCCUGCUCCUGCUCCCGCUCCUGCCCCCGCUGCCGCUCCUGCCCCCGCUGCCGCGCCUCCGACCCCUACCCCUACCCCUGCUACACCCGACGACGACGACACAGACGACGACGACGGCAAGCACCUGAACCUCGCAGCCGCCGGCGCGAGCCCGACCGAGGAGUGCAAGUUGGUACUCGUAGUGCGGACGGACCUGGGCAUGACGAAAGGCAAGAUAGCCGCGCAGUGCUCGCACGCGACGCUGGCGUGCUACAAGCAGGUCAGCGACGCGGCGGGGCGCGGGUCGGACGAGGCGGCGCGGCUGCUGGCGCGGUGGGAGCGGCUGGGCCAGGCCAAGAUCGCGGUGCAGGUGCGGUCGGAGGCGGAGCUGCUGGCGCUGCGCGCGCGCGCGCGCGCGCUCGGCCUCCCCGCCGCCGUCGUCCGCGACGCCGGCCGCACCCAGAUCGACCCCGGCACCCUCACCGUCCUCGGCGUCGGCCCCGCCCCGCGCACCGCCGUCGACCAGGUCACCGGCCACCUCAAGCUGCUGUAGGCCGCGCCAAAGUUGCCCUGCCGCAGGGCAGGUUAGAAGAGAGCAUGCUCCGCGCCGUGGGACAGCGGAUGGGCGGCGCAUACGCCGCCGGCGGAUUGUGGCUGGGUCGCCAGGAGCGGCAGGCGCGUGUAGAGAGGCGUCCCCCGUAUCCCGGCACCGCGUGUGGAUGGCGGGGACUCUCGUUCAGUCGGAUAGCGACGGCGCGUGGGGAAAUCUUGGGUGGGACCUAAGAGAAGUGAAAAGCACAUAGACUUGACUUAAGGGGGCACGCAAAUAGACUCGGGCAUUUAUGUACAAACCAGGCGCAGGGUUGCAACUCGUCAGCAGGCAGGCAUUACACAUCCACCAGUUUAGGAUACCUCAACUGCUGGGGAAGGAAGGCAAUUAAAAGCCUCCCGAAACAGAAGCAUUUCUAGUCCACCCUCGUUUACGAAGCGUUUAUUCAUUAGCCAUCCCGCGUGUAUCUACAGUGGCGGAAGA
Messenger RNA from Durotheca rogersii, 1689 nucleotides. Its product is annotated as peptidyl-tRNA hydrolase PTH2-domain-containing protein. The transcript is spliced from 2 exons. Gene Ontology annotation, molecular function: peptidyl-tRNA hydrolase activity. Gene Ontology annotation, cellular component: cytosol; mitochondrion. The coding region runs from base 346 to 1209 and encodes 287 amino acids. Lineage: Eukaryota; Fungi; Ascomycota; Sordariomycetes; Xylariales; Xylariaceae. The record is from RefSeq and is a predicted model, not a curated record.